AAUAAUGGCGGCAGCUACAGGGGAUCCUGGCCUCUCCAAAUUGCAGUUUGCCCCCUUUAGCAGUGCCUUGGAUGUUGGAUUCUGGCAUGAGUUGACCCAGAAGAAGCUGAAUGAGUAUCGGCUGGAUGAAGCACCCAAGGACAUUAAGGGUUAUUACUACAAUGGUGAUUCUCCUGGGCUGCCAGCUCGUUUAACGUUGGAGUACAGCGCAUUUGAUGUGAAUGCUCCCACCCCAGCCCAUUGCUGCCCAGCUGUGGGAACACUGUAUAACACCAAUACACUUGAGUCCUUCAAGACUGCAGAUAAGAAGCUACUUUUGGAACAAGCAGCAAAUGAGAUAUGGGAAUCCAUAAAAUCAGGGGCUGCUCUUGAAAACCCUGUACUCCUCAACAAGUUCCUCCUCUUAACAUUUGCAGAUUUAAAGAAAUACCACUUCUACUAUUGGUUUUGCUACCCUGCCCUCUGUCUUCCAGAUAGUAUACCUCUCAUCCAAGGGCCUGUGGGUUUGCAUCAAAGGUUUUCACCAAAACAGAUUCAAGCCCUUGAGUGUGCAUAUGAUGAUCUUUGUCACACAGAAGGAGUCACAGCCUUACCUUACUUUUUAAUCGAGUAUGAUGAGGACACAGUGCUGGUUUCCUUGCUUAAACACUGCAGUGAUUUCUUCCAAGGUCAAAGGACAAAGAUAACAGUUGGUGUAUAUGAUCCCUGUAACUUAGCCCAGUACCCUGGAUGGCCUUUGAGGAAUUUUUUGGUCCUAACAGCCCACAGAUGGAGUAGCCGAUUGCAGUCUGUGGAGGUGGUCUGCUUCCGGGACCGUACCAUGCAGGGGGUGAGAGACAUUGCCCACAGCAUCAUCUUUGAAGUGAAGCUUCCAGAAAUGGCGUUUAGCCCAGAUUGUCCCAAAGCAGUCGGGUGGGAAAAGAACCAGAAAGGAGGCAUGGGACCAAGGAUGGUGAACCUCAGUGAAUGCAUGGACCCUAAAAGGUUAGCUGAGUCAUCUGUGGAUCUAAAUCUCAAAUUGAUGUGUUGGAGAUUGGUCCCUACUUUGGACUUGGAUAAGGUUGUUUCUGCCAGAUGUCUGUUGCUUGGAGCUGGCACCUUGGGUUGUAACGUAGCUAGGACACUGAUGGGCUGGGGCGUCAGACACAUCACGUUUGUGGACAAUGCCAAGGUCUCCUACUCCAAUCCUGUGAGGCAGCCACUCUAUGAAUUUGAAGAUUGUCUAGCGGGUGGUAAGGCCAAGGCCCUGGCUGCAGCAGACCGGCUUCAGAAAAUAUUCCCUGGAGUGAAUGCCAGAGGGUUCAAUAUGAGCAUCCCCAUGCCUGGACAUCCAGUGAACUUCUCCAACAUCACCCUGGAGCAAGCCCAUAAGGAUGUGGAGCAACUGGAACAGCUCAUUGAAAACCAUGAUGUCAUUUUCCUGUUGAUGGACACCAGGGAGAGCCGGUGGCUUCCUGCUGUCAUUGCUGCAAGCAAGAGAAAGCUGGUCAUCAAUGCUGCCUUGGGAUUUGACACAUUUGUGGUCAUGAGACAUGGCCUGAAGAAACCUAAGCAGCAGGGAGCUGGAGACUUGUGUCCCAGCCACCCUGCGGCAUCUGCCGACCUCCUAGGCUCAUCCCUUUUUGCCAACAUCCCUGGCUACAAACUUGGCUGCUAUUUCUGUAAUGAUGUGGUGGCCCCAGGAGAUUCAACCAGAGACCGGACCUUAGACCAGCAGUGCACUGUGAGCCGCCCAGGACUGGCCAUGAUUGCAGGAGCCCUGGCAGUGGAGUUGAUGGUUUCUGUUUUGCAGCAUCCAGAAGGGGGCUAUGCCAUUGCCAGCAGCAGUGAUGACCGCAUGAAUGAGCCUCCAACCUCUCUUGGGCUUGUGCCCCACCAGAUCCGAGGAUUUCUGUCACGGUUUGAUAACGUCCUUCCUGUCAGUCUGGCAUUUGACAAAUGUACGGCUUGUUCUUCCAAAGUUCUUGAUCAAUAUGAACGAGAAGGAUUUAAUUUCCUAGUGAAGGUGUUUAAUUCUUCACAUUCCUUCUUAGAAGACUUGACUGGUCUUACAUUGCUACAUCAAGAGACCCAAGCUGCCGAGGAAAAGGGAACAAUGUAUAUGAAUGAUUCAGAUCACUUGGCAAAAUGGACAGUUCCUACAAAUGGAUAG
Orycteropus afer afer is the source of this 2152-nucleotide messenger RNA. Lineage: Eukaryota; Metazoa; Chordata; Mammalia; Tubulidentata; Orycteropodidae. The record is from RefSeq and is a predicted model, not a curated record.